UAAAUAGAAAAGUUUUUACUACUUUCUGCUUAGUAGUAUAAGUCUAGCAAUAGGCAGCCCAAACUGAGCGUUACUCACUUUGCGUGGUUUCCAGACACUUCAGUUUCCGCAGUUCUAUAGAAUACCUUCUUCAGGAGACACUGUUCCUAUCUAAUUCAUAAUAAUCCGUAUUUUAGUGUUUUAUAAAUUUGUUUUGUGUAUUUUCUUUUGUUAAACACCGUUUUUCUUUCUAGUUUCUUAAAUUUUUUUUGAUAUUUCCUGAUUCUUUUAUAUUUUUGGGUUUUUGGAGCGUUUGUGCUGUUCAUUAUGAAUCAAUUAAGUUCCGAUAUGAAUUCAAGAAAGCCAGUGAAUAGUUCAAAUCAAAUAAGUCAAAGAAAACGAAAACUGUCGAAAACUUAUGUUCUCUUGGAAUUCGCAACGAAGGAGAUAUAUGUUGUCCACAGAUCGUGGAUAACAAAUAACGAGUUUUCAUUUUUUCCUCCACUGAAUUGGCAGAAAAAUAAAAUUCACAGAGCAAUAGAAAGAGGCGAUAUCCCGACAUCUAACUAUCGCCAAUACAAAAUAAAAAGAUGUAUUAGUGAUUUUGAUUCAAUGGUAGAUGCGCUUGCUGGCUUAAAAACGGUGGAAGGAUUGAAUAGCUCAGAAUUGGAAGACAAUAUGGACUUUCAGGUUUUAUCGCUCAAAACGCGAGCUUUAAGACACAAAAAGAAAGUAGAUGACAUGGUGCCUUCCGAAAAUAAAAGAUCGAGAAUUGACGAUGAAGAUGAAGAUGAUGGUGAUGAUGAGAAUGAAGAUGAUCAAGAAGAGCUUGAUGAAGAUGAGGAUGAUGAAGAUGACAAUGAUGAAGAUAAAGAUGGUGAAGAUGAUAUUAAAAAAAAUAGAGAAAUGUCUGUGAACGUUAGGAACAGGACUUUUUCAGAAGCCUCAACAACUCAUUGUCCUGAAGAUUUGUAUAUUAAUGAACUGAGGGUUGAGAUGUUAAAAAUUCAAAAAGAACAGUAUAAUGAAUUGAGGACUGAGGUACUAGAUAAACAAGAAGAGCAACAUAAUAUAAUAAAAAAUAUUUUACAAAACGGGUUCAAAGAAAUGUUAAAAAACCAUCAUGAGCAGAGGUUAAUAUUAGAGGCUAUUGCCAAGAAAGAGCAAAACACCAGUGCUGACAUGCAAAAUCAACAUCAUCUAAUGUUAAACGACAUUUUUGAACAUGACGAAAUCCUUUCAAAAAUGCCAUUUUCGUCUGACGACGAAAUAAAUACUUUUGAUGAGAAAUUGACUGAUAAAGAAUUCAAAGUUUUGACUGCAAGAGCGUACAGCAGCUUGGGAUCUACCACACCUAAAGAUUGUGUGGUUGCUAUGAUGACAAAAACAUUCAAAAACUCUGUAGCUGCUGGAUGGAGUUGGACUGGGAGGGUGAAAGGAAAGAAUGAUUUUAAAGUAAAAAAAAAUAUUGUCUGUAUCCUUAGAAGUGUUGCAAGGAGAAAGUAUGGUUUGAACACUGUCACAGAGAAUGAUGUAAAACAAUGGUGCUCCGAGUGGCUUAAACAUGCCCCUAAACGCAGAAACCGUGAGAAUGAGAAAAUAUUACGAACGAUUCAAGAGAAUGAGGCAUUGGAAGAUUUAUUGAACACAGAAACGGAAAUGUAAUACUAAGAUUGUUAAAAAUGUUUGUACAUAUUAAAUAUAUUUAAAAUAUUAUAAUGAAUAAAAAACAUUAAGUUUAAGAAAAUAUAAUUUAAA
This is a messenger RNA of Leptopilina boulardi, 1737 nucleotides long. RefSeq names its product kinesin-related protein 4-like. NCBI's taxonomy places the organism in Eukaryota, Metazoa, Arthropoda, Insecta, Hymenoptera, Figitidae. The record is from RefSeq and is a predicted model, not a curated record. The coding region runs from base 307 to 1644 and encodes 445 amino acids. The transcript is spliced from 9 exons.